Molecule: messenger RNA, 1633 nt
Organism: Cynara cardunculus var. scolymus (artichoke)
Lineage: Eukaryota; Viridiplantae; Streptophyta; Magnoliopsida; Asterales; Asteraceae
Product: gibberellin 20 oxidase 1-like
Exons: 3
Coding region: 80-1231 (383 amino acids)
Biological process (GO): unidimensional cell growth; gibberellin biosynthetic process; response to light stimulus
Molecular function (GO): gibberellin 20-oxidase activity
Source: RefSeq, a predicted model, not a curated record
CUCAUACUAGUCUUCAUUAAGUCUCUCUCUUCUUACUCAACUCAACUUACCCUUUGAUCAAAGAAACAGAAUUAAUACAAUGGCAAUAGAUUGCAUGAUCAACACUCCAUCAUCCGUGUCUUCCAUUAAGGAAGAACACAAAGAAGACCAACAAAGGUCACUAGUUUUCGAUGCAUCGGUCCUACAACACGAAGCUAACAUACCCCAACAGUUCAUAUGGCCCGAUCAUGAGAAACCCAACUCCCAAAAGUCUGAGGCCCUCGAGGUUCCUUUGAUAGACCUUGGAGGCUUUCUUUCUGGACACUCCAGUUCAGCCAACGAAGCCUCCAGGCUAGUUGGUGAGGCUUGUCAGAAACAUGGCUUUUUCUUAGUCGUCAAUCAUGGAGUUGAUGCAAAUCUAAUAUCUGAUGCUCAACGGUACAUGGACUUGUUCUUUGAGCUUCCACUUUCAGAAAAGCAAAGAGCUCAAAGAAAAUCCGGUGAGAGCUGUGGAUAUGCCAGCAGCUUCACCGGAAGGUUCUCUUCUAAACUGCCUUGGAAAGAGACACUCUCCUUCCGAUUCUCAGCCGAGAAGAACUCAUCCAACAUAGUUAAGGACUAUUUCAACAACACAAUGGGAAAAGAAUUUGUCCGACUCGGGAACGUGUAUCAAGAAUAUUGCAAUGCCAUGAGUAGGCUUUCUCUUGUGAUCAUGGAGCUACUGGGGAUGAGCCUUGGUGUGCGCCGAGCUCACUUCAAGGAAUUCUUUGAAGAAAAUAAUUCGAUUAUGAGAUUAAACUACUAUCCACCAUGUCGAAAGCCAGACCUCACCUUAGGGACAGGACCUCAUUGUGAUCCAACAUCUUUGACAAUUCUACACCAAGAUAACGUGGGUGGGCUAGAAGUGUUCGUGGACAACGAGUGGCGUUCCAUUACACCAAAUUCAAGUGCUUUCGUUGUCAACAUCGGUGACACAUUCAUGGCACUUUCAAAUGGAAGAUACAAAAGUUGCUUACACAGAGCUGUAGUAAACAACAAAAGUCCUAGAAAGUCACUUGCUUUCUUUCUAUGUCCAAAGAAAGAUAAGGUGGUGAGGUCACCAGAUGAACUGGUGGACGAAAAUAACCCUAGGAUAUAUCCAGAUUUUACAUGGUCUACCUUUCUCGAGUUCACUCAGAAGCAUUACAGAGCUGACAUGAAUACCCUCCAAGCUUUCUCCAUCUGGGUUCAACAGAAGACCAGCAGAACUUGAUACUACAUCCAUCUCAUCAGGUGUACUCUCUCUCCCUCUCUGACAUGCAAGCACGAAGACAAUGGAAACUGGAAGACGAUUGUCAAGGAGGGUUAAUGGAACGCAUGAAGAUUUAUGCAUGCUUUGAAAUCUUUCCCUUUUUAGUUUCUUUAGGUCAAGAGUCGAAGGAGGAAAGCAAUGUUAAGGACGCAAGGCAAGAUUUUAAUCUCCAUGGGGGCUAAACUAGGAAUAAAGAGAAGCAUAUAUGAGCCAAUUUUGUAAUUCUGUUUUGGACUAUAUGUAGAAAAGCUUGUUCACUUAUCACUAGCACCAAUGUUACCUUACUCUCUUUAGUUGCUACUUGUAUACGUAUAUAUAAAUGGCAUCCUAUGCAUUAAUUAUUCAAUCCACACCUGGUUUUCC